UAAACGAGAGGGCCAAUAUCCUAAAAAAUAACCCAUAUAGAAGACAAGCCGCAUUUCCAAGAAAUUGGAGCUAUAGAACAUUAAUUCUAGUCCCUUGAAUCCAACGCACUGGUAGUUUGGUAUAAAAUCAUGGUGUAGAGAGAGAGGGAAACCAAUCUCCUUAGAGAGAGCAACAAAGCGGUUCUCUAGAGGGAGAAACAGGCGUUGCAGAGGUCGUGGCAAUGGUUUUCGGGCCGCUGGUCUGGUAUUGCAGGCCAGUUGCAAAUGGGGUGUGGGCAAAGGCGGUGGAUAAUGCUUUUGGGGCGUACACACCAUGUGGAAUGGAGAGUUUGGUUCUCUGCAUCUCUCAUCUCGCUUUGAUGGGCGUUUGCGGUUACAGGAUAUGGAGGCUCAGAAAGGAUUACAGUGUGAAGAGGUUCAGGUUGAGGUCUCGUGCCUACAAUUAUAUGCUUGGUGCUCUUGCUGUUUACUCGGUUGCAGAGCCUCUGUUCAGAUUGGUGAUGGGGAUUUCGGUUACUAAUCUUGAUGGCUUACCAGGCCUUGCACCUUUUGAGGUCGUAUCCCUGCUGAUUCAGGCUUGUGCUUGGUGUUCAAUGCUCACCAUGAUUGGUAUUGAAACCAAAGUCUACAUCUACGAGUUACGGUGGUAUGUUCGCUUUGCGGUUGUGUAUGUUCUUAUUGGCCAGGUUGUGAUGCUUGAUCUCAUUCUGCCGUUCAAAGAAUACUGUAGUCAAUUGGCCUUUUAUUUAUAUAUCAGCGAGUUUAUUUGUCAGGCUCUAUUUGGAAUUUUGCUGCUGGUAUAUAUACCUAGUUUGGAUCCUUAUCAAGGAUAUGUUCCUGUCAUGUCUGAGGUCUCUAAUGCAGCUGAAGAGUACGAAGCACUACCUGGAAAUGAACAGAUAUGCCCUGAAAGGCAUGUUAAUAUAUUUUCAAAAAUAUAUUUUGGAUGGAUGACUCCCAUCAUGGAACUGGGUUACAAAAGACCUAUCACUGAAAAAGAUGUGUGGAAGUUGGAUAGUUGGGAUCAGACUGAGACCCUCUAUAGCAAUUUCCAUAGGUGCUGGGUAGAAGAAUCAGCUAGACCCAAACCUUGGCUGUUGAGGGCUCUCCAUCGUAGCCUUGGUCCUAGGUUUUGGUUGGGAGGCUUGUUCAAGGUAGGGAAUGAUGCUUCUCAGUUUGUGGGACCUGUCAUUUUGAACCUACUUUUGGUGUCUAUGCAACGUGGCGAUCCAGCUUGGAUUGGUUAUAUCUGUGCCUUCUCAAUAUUUAUGGGUGUGGUGUUGGGGGUGCUCAGUGAGGCACAGUACUUUCAGAAUGUCAUGCGUGUGGGCUUCAGGCUUAGGUCAACCUUGGUUGCUGCUGUAUUGCGUAAAUCACUACGACUGACACAUGAAGGCCGGAAAAAUUUUCCUUCUGGAAAGAUAACCAAUUUGAUGACCACAGAUGCUGAAUCACUUCAGCAAAUAUGCCAGCAACUUCAUAGUAUAUGGUCAGCUCCAUUUCGUAUUAUCAUUUCUAUGAUUCUCCUAUACGAGCAACUAGGUGUCGCUGCACUUGUUGGUGCGUUAGUUCUGGUCCUCAUGUUCCCAAUACAGACAUAUAUGAUAAGCCAAUUGCAGAAGUUUUCUAAGGAGGGGUUGCAGCGUACUGACAAGCGAAUUGGCCUUAUGAAUGAAAUCUUGGCAGCCAUGGAUACGGUCAAGUGCUACGCGUGGGAGCAGAGUUUUCAAUCUAAAGUGCAAGGCGUUCGCAAUGAUGAGCUUUCGUGGUUCCGUCGGGCAUCAUUACUUGGGGCGUGCAACAGUUUCAUUCUGAACAGCAUUCCGGUUCUGGUUACGGUGGUUUCCUUCGGGAUGUACACAUUACUUGGAGGGGAAUUGACACCUGCCAAGGCUUUUACGUCACUUUCCCUAUUUGCAGUGCUGCGUUUCCCAUUGUUCAUGCUUCCUAAUUUGAUAACUCAGGUUGUAAACGCGAAUGUGUCAUUAAAGCGACUAGAAGAUCUUCUCCUAACUGAAGAGAGAAUUCUUCAGCCAAAUCCUCCUCUUGAGCCAGGACUCCCUGCUAUUUCAAUAAGGAAUGGAUGUUUCUCAUGGGAUGCAAAGUCAGAGAAGCCCACAUUAUCAAACAUCAACCUGGAUGUACCUGUGGAUAGCCUUGCAGCAGUUGUUGGUACCACUGGUGAGGGAAAGACAUCAUUGAUAUCAGCAAUGAUCGGUGAACUACCUCCAAUGAAAAACACAGAAGUUGUAAUACGAGGAAGUGUUGCAUAUGUACCGCAAGUCUCAUGGAUCUUUAAUGCAACUGUUCGUGACAAUAUAUUGUUUGGAUUACCUUUUGAUUCAGCACGUUAUAAAAGAACAAUAGAAGUGACAGCAUUGGAGCAUGAUCUAGAGUUGUUGCCUGGUGGUGAUCUUACGGAGAUUGGUGAAAGAGGUGUGAAUAUUAGUGGUGGGCAAAAACAAAGAGUAUCAAUGGCAAGGGCUGUUUACUCCAAUUCCGAUGUAUUCAUAUUUGAUGAUCCUCUAAGUGCACUUGAUGCUCAUGUUGGUCGACAGGUUUUUGAUAAAUGUAUCAAGGAUGAGUUGCGUGGGAAGACCAGAGUCUUGGUGACAAACCAGCUUCACUUUCUUCCUCAUGUUGACAGAAUUAUACUGGUUCAUGAAGGUAUGGUGAAAGAGGAGGGUACCUUUGAGGAGUUGACCAAUAAUGGCGUGCUAUUUAAAAAGUUGAUGGAAAAUGCUGGGAAGAUGGAGGAGCAAGCUGAAGAAGAAGCUGUAAAUGGAAACCAAAACCAAAAUAUUCAUAAACCUGUUGCCAAUGGGGAUGUGAUAGAAGAUGGAAAGACAUUAAUAAAAGCAAAUAAUGCGAGUGAGGGAAAGAAAGGAAAGUCAGUUCUCAUCAAGCAAGAGGAACGUGAAACAGGAGUUGUUAGUUUGGGCGUGCUUGUGAGGUAUAAAAAUGCAUUAGGAGGGCUAUGGGUGGUUAUAGUUCUUUGUUCUUGUUAUGUUCUAACUGAAGUACUUCGAGUUUCAAGUAGCACUUGGUUGAGUAUUUGGACAGACCAAAGCUCUGCAAAGACCCAUGGAGCAGGUUUCUACAACCUUGUUUAUAUGCUUCUUUCAUUCGGCCAGGUACUAGUGACAUUGGCAAAUUCAUAUUGGUUGGUCAUUGUAAGUCUAUAUGCUGCCAAAAGAUUGCAUGAUGCGAUGCUUGGUUCUAUAUUACGAGCUCCAAUGGUGUUCUUCCAUACCAAUCCUAUUGGACGGAUUAUCAACCGAUUUGCGAAGGAUUUAGGAGAUGUCGAUCGUAACGUUGCGGUGUAUGUAGGCAUGUUUAUGAGCCAAAAUUGCCAGCUUCUUUCAACAUUUGUCUUGAUUGGCAUAGUGAGCACCGCAUCUCUAUGGGGAAUAAUGCCGCUCUUAAUUUUGUUCUAUGCUGCUUACUUGUACUAUCAGAGUACGGCUCGUGAAGUGAAACGUCUGGAUUCAGUCACCAGAUCUCCUGUUUAUGCCCAAUUUGGGGAAGCACUAAAUGGUUUAUCAACAAUCCGAGCAUACAAAGCAUACGAUCGAUUGGCAAGUAUCAAUGGGAAAUCCAUGGACAACAAUAUCAGAUUUACCCUUGUAAAUAUGAGUGGCAAUCGAUGGCUUGCUAUCCGGCUGGAAACCUUGGGUGGUAUCAUGAUUUGGUUUACUGCAACGUUUGCAGUCAUGCAAAACCAACGUGCAGAAAACCAGGUGGCAUUUGCCUCAACAAUGGGUCUCCUCCUCAGCUAUGCACUAAAUAUUACCAAUCUCUUAACAGCAGUGUUAAGACUGGCUAGUUUGGCUGAGAAUAGUUUGAAUUCAGUUGAAAGAAUUGGAACCUAUAUAGAUUUGCCCUCUGAAGCUCCCUUUGUAAUUGAGAGUGACAGACCCCCACCUGGUUGGCCAGCUUUGGGAACCAUCAAAUUUGAAAAUGUGGUUUUAAGGUAUCGACCAGAACUUCCUCCCGUUCUCCAUAACCUCUCUUUCUCUAUCAUGCCAAGUGAGAAGGUUGGCAUAGUUGGGAGGACUGGUGCUGGCAAAUCCAGUAUGCUCAAUGCUUUAUUUCGAAUUGUGGAAUUGGAGCAUGGGAGGAUUCUCAUAGAUGAUUGCGAUGUGUCCAAGUUUGGUCUAGCCGAUUUGCGUAAGGCCCUGGGGAUUAUACCACAGGCACCAAUUCUCUUUUCAGGUACCAUUAGGUUUAAUCUUGAUCCCUUCAAUGAACAUAAUGAUGCUGAUCUUUGGGAAUCUUUGGAGAGAGCACAUCUAAAGGAUGUUGUCAGGAGGAAUGCUUUGGGGCUUGAUGCCGAGGUCGCGGAGGCUGGAGAGAAUUUCAGUGUUGGACAAAGGCAACUAUUAAGUCUUGCACGUGCACUUUUAAGGAGGUCGAAGAUUCUUGUUCUCGAUGAGGCAACAGCAGCUGUGGAUGUCAGAACUGAUGCGCUAAUCCAGAAAACGAUAAGAGAAGAGUUCAAGUCAUGCACCAUGCUUGUUAUUGCCCAUCGAUUGAACACAAUUAUUGAUUGUGACCGUGUUCUGCUCCUCGAUGCUGGUCAGGUUUUGGAAUUUGACACUCCGGAGGAGUUGCUCUCGGAGGAAGGGAGUUCAUUCUUUAAGAUGGUUCAAAGCACAGGAGCUGCUAAUGCUCAAUACUUGCAGAGUAUAGUGUUUGGCGAGAGUGAGAACAGGGCAGAAGCAAAACAAAAUGAUAGACAGAGAAAGUGGGCGGCAUCAUCAAGGUGGGCGGCUGCUGCACAGUUUGCAUUGGGCCUUACAUUGACCUCCUCUCAACAAGAUCUGCAGAAGAUAGUUGAAGUUCAUGACUCAAACAACAUCCUUAACAAGACGAGAGAAGCAGUUAUGACUCUCAAAGAUGUUUUUGGAGGGAAACACAACACUGUGAUUGAAGAGACGUUGACUCAGUACCAGGUGCCUAGGGAUAGGUGGUGGUCAACAUUCUACAAGGUGGUUGAAGGCCUAGCAGUGAUGGCUAGAUUAUCCCAUAAUCGGCUUCAUCAGCACGACUACACCUUCCGAAAUGACUCAGUUGAUUGGGAUCAUGUUGACACGUAGAGAGAGGGAGAUGAGUUUUACCAUCAGAUUGAAAGAGCACGCUGCGUGCUCAAACUCAUGGAGAAUUUGACUAUUUUCCAUUCUUAAAUAGCAUAAAAUUGAGAGUACCGCUCAUUGGGCACUGUGACCUGAAUGAUGGUGACGAAGAAGAGUAAGCUUCCAUAACUGAUGCAUGCUAAGCAUAAUGUGCGUAGUAUAGCGUUUGCUUUUCCAUUUUGUGUGAUAAUACUGAAAUAACUGUAACCUAAAAGAGAAACUGAUGAGAAAGGAACCAUUGGUGUUCUUGAGUUAAACCAACAUUUUGGUUUCUUUUUCUUGCGCAAGGAUUGCCUAAGGUUUAUCGCAUGGUUUCCCCAA
Amborella trichopoda is the source of this 5456-nucleotide messenger RNA. RefSeq names its product ABC transporter C family member 2. Gene Ontology annotation, cellular component: membrane. Gene Ontology annotation, biological process: transmembrane transport. The record is from RefSeq and is a predicted model, not a curated record. Lineage: Eukaryota; Viridiplantae; Streptophyta; Magnoliopsida; Amborellales; Amborellaceae. Gene Ontology annotation, molecular function: ABC-type transporter activity; ATP hydrolysis activity; ATP binding.